This is a messenger RNA of Chelmon rostratus (copperband butterflyfish), 1018 nucleotides long. It is a transcript of the gene ptgdsb.1, whose product is annotated as prostaglandin D2 synthase b, tandem duplicate 1. NCBI's taxonomy places the organism in Eukaryota, Metazoa, Chordata, Actinopteri, Chaetodontiformes, Chaetodontidae. Gene Ontology annotation, molecular function: small molecule binding. The coding region runs from base 72 to 623 and encodes 183 amino acids. The transcript has 6 exons. The record is from RefSeq and is a predicted model, not a curated record.
UUGCCUUUCCCCUUACCUCGUCCUGAUACUCUACUCACCGCUGGAGAAGCCCAGAACUCUACAGAGACACCAUGAGGAGCACACUGCUGAAGAUGCUGGCCGCACUGAUGUGCACGCUGGCUUCCUGCACUGAUGUCAUGCCUGUAAAAGACUUCGACCUACAGAGGAUGGCAGGCAAGUGGUACCUUGUUGGCUUUGCCACUAACGCUCAGUGGUUCGUGAACCACAAGGCAGGGAUGAAGAUGGGCACUGCCAUGUUAGCACCAACUGCUGGAGAGGACCUGGACAUCUCCUAUGCCAACCUGAAUGCUGACGGUACCUGCUGGAGAAUGACUCACCUCGCAAGGAAAACUGACACCCCUGGACGCUUCACCUUCCACAGCCAGGUUUGGAACAAUGACAACGACAUGCGCAUUGUUGAUGUUGUGUAUGAUGACUACGCCGUGGUCCACACUAUCAAGACAAAGGAGGGUGUGUCUGAGGUCCUCAACAAGCUUUACAGUCGCACUCCACAGGCAAGUGCCACCCUGCAGGAGAAGUUCACCCAGUUCUCCAUUCAGACUGGCAUAGAUGCUGAGAACGCUGUCAUCUUGCCCAAGAAUGCUGAGUGUCCCGAAAACUGAAGAGUCCCCCGCCACCCUUCAUCCCUCGCUCCCUGAAGUCCCAGGCUUUCAUCUCAGUAGAGUCUUGUUUUCUCGCAUUCACUGAGACGUUUACAGCAUCACAACGUUGCACCUGAGACAACGACACCCAAGCAUUUUACUCCAACCCCUGCUGUGCACCAAAAACCAACCCUGAUCCUAAUUCAGACCUCAUUCUCUCCAACCUGCGCAUUAACUGUGGCAUCAGACCGGAACGACGAAGGGCUGACAGUGAGACAAACGGGAAGAAUUCAUGAGACUGUGAAAGCUGCCGGUUUACUUUUUGUAUAAGCGCGUCUUUGUUUGGUAACUGUUGAUUUUCUUUUGUAGUGUUUUAUCUUUUGUUGAAAUAAACCAAUAAACAGAAAAAAUACGUG